AUGCCGCUGUGUGGGGACUCUCGGGACAUACGGCGCCUGGUCAAAGAACUAAUAGUAGAGAAGAGACAGCAACAGACACACACAGAGAAAAGAAAGCAACAUACACAGAGAGAGAAGAGACAGCAACAGAGACACACAGAGAAGAGACAGCAACAGACACACACAGAGAAGAGACAGCAACAGACACACACAGAGAAAAGAACGCAACAUACACACAGAGAAAAAAGAACGCAACAUACACACAGAGAGAAGAGACAGCAACAGACACACAGAGAGAAGAGACAGCAACAGACACACACAGAGAAGAGACAGCAACGGACACACACAGAGAAGAGACAGCAACAGAGACACACAGAGAAGAGACCGCAACAGACACACACAGAGAAAAGAACGCAACAUCCACACAGAGAAAAAAGAACGCAACAUACACACAGAGAGAAGAGACAGCAACAGACACACACAGAGAAUGGAAAACAACAGACACACACAGCGAAUGGAAAACAACAGACACACACAGCGAAGAGACAGCAACAGACACACACAGAAAAGAGACAGCAACCGACACACACAGAGAAGAGACAGCAACAGACACAGAGAGAGAAGAGACAGCAACAGACACAGAGAGAGAAGAGACAGCAACAGACACAGAGAGAGAAGAGACAGCAACAGACACACACAGAGAAUGGAAACCAACGUACACACAGAGAGAAGAGACAACAACAGACACACAGAGAGAAUGGAAAACAACAGACAAACAGAAAGAGGAGACAGCAACAGACGCACACAGAGAAUGGAAAACAACAGACCCACACAGAGAAGAGACAGCAACAGACACACAGAGAGAAGAGACAGCAACAGACACACAGAGAGAAGAGACAGCAACAGACACAGAGAGAGAAGAGACAGAAACAGACACACACAGAGAAUGGAAAACAACGUACACACAGAGAGAAGAGACAACAACAGACACACAGAGAGAAUGGAAAACAACAGACACACAGAAAGAGGAGACAGCAACAGACGCACACAGAGAAUGGAAAACAACAGACACACACAGAGAAGAGACAGCAACAGACACACAGAGAGAAUGGAAAACAACAGACACACAGAGAGAGGAGACAGCAACAGACACACACAGAGAAUGGAAAACAACAGACACUCACAGAGAAGAGACAGCAACAUACACACAGAGAGAAGAGACAGCAACAGACACACAGAGAAAAGAGACAGCAACAGACACANACACACAGAGAAGAGACAGCAACAGACACACACAGAGAAGAGACAGCAACAGACACACACAGAGAAGAGACAGCAACAGACACACACAGAGAAGAGACAGCAACAGACACACACAGCGAAGAGACAGCAACAGACACACGCAGAGAAAAGAACGCAACACACACAGAGAGAGAAGAGACAGCAACAGACACACAGAGAGAAGAGACAGCAACAGACCCACGCAGAGAAAAGAACGCACCACACACAGAGAGAGAAGAGACCGCAACAGACACACAGAGAGAAAAGACAGCAACAGACACACAAAGAGAAGAGACAGCAACAGUCACACACAGCGAAGAGACAGUAACAGACACACGCAGAGAAGAGACAGCAACAGACACACACAGAGAAGAGACAGCAACAGACACACACAGAGAAAAAGAAAGCAACAUACACGCACAGAGAAGAGACAACAGCACACACACAGAGAGAAUAGACAGCAAAAGACACACAGAGCUCAAGGAGAUAGACAGAGAAAAGACAACUUAUAAAGACAAAGGGGAACAACAUAUGGAGACUGAAAGGGGAGACAGAAAGGAGAGCUCAGGAAGAUAG
Molecule: messenger RNA, 1836 nt
Organism: Mizuhopecten yessoensis (Yesso scallop)
Lineage: Eukaryota; Metazoa; Mollusca; Bivalvia; Pectinida; Pectinidae
Product: trichohyalin-like
Exons: 2
Coding region: 1-1836 (611 amino acids)
Source: RefSeq, a predicted model, not a curated record